AUGCCGCCUACUCCUCCCGCGAGCAGCAUCAGAGGACACGUCGAAGUCCUCCGCCAUGACUUCUACCGAAAAAAAGCCCUCGAGUGGGCCAAGGUGUACGGACCGGUGAUCAGGCUCAAGGUAAAUUUUAUGAACGUUGUGAUCCUCAACGACUUCGACAGCAUCAAGAAAUUCUGCAACACAAAGGAACUGCUAUGGCGUUCAUCCACUUUAGUUGGUUAUGAGGACCGCCACAAAGGAGUGGGUUCCCUCAAUGGGGAAGCUUGGUCAGCAAACAGGAAAUUCUGUUUGAGUACGUUGCGGGACGUGGGUUUUGCAAAGACUGCUAUGGAGGACCGCAUGAUGGAAGAGUUCGGCCGCGUAGCUGACAGCAUUGGCGAGACUGGCGGAAGGCCGCUUAACGUGAACGACUACGUCAUGCCGUGCGCCUUCAACAACAUCGUGUCGUUCUUCUACGGCCGCCAGUUGACGCACGACCAUCCCACUCGCCGCGAGCUCUACCGUGUGAUGAAGCGAGUGAGCCUGGUGAUGCACUCGGGGCCCGCUCAUCAAUUCCUGCCAUGGAAGCUGCGCAAGCUGCUCUCGCACCUUCCUUUCACCAGAAACCAUCGCGUCGCGGAAUCCAUGGCGCAGCUACGGGCCAUUUCAGAGAAGCAAGUCGGAGAAUUCCAGGCGGUGAAGGAUGGAGACGAAUGCAAAGACUUCAUUCACAGAUAUAUCAAGAAGAUCGAAGAAGGCACAGGGGAAGCAAAUUCCUUCUUUACUGACUGCUACCUCGUUGGCAACGUAAACUCCUUCCUCAUGGCUGGUACCUUCAGCCCAACCAAUACGAUGACGUGGCAGAUGCUGAAUUUUGCGAGAAACGCCGACACGGUCCAAGCGCGGGUGCAACGUGAAAUUGAUGACGUGGUCGGCCACGAUCGGCAGCCAACGUGGGAGGACCGGAAGCAGAUGCCGUAUACGUUGGCCUGUGUCUGGGAAGCGGGCCGAUGGAAGACCGCUAGCCCUCUUGGCCUUCCGAGAGAGUGCGCAGAGGAUGUCGUGGUUGGUGAUUUCUUCCUACCGAAGGGCACUGUUGUUCUUCCGAAUAUUUGGGCGGUUCACAACGACCCUACUCUCUGGAAAGAACCUACAAAAUUUGACCCGGGACGCUACCUGAACGAAGAUGGGACAUUGCUUUCGCAUAAGCCCGAACAUUUGAUACCCUUUUGCAUCGGCCCCCGAGCUUGCCCAGGAGGCACGUUCGCCACAAUGGAGAUAUUUCUCCUGGUCACGUUUCUGCUUCAGAAAUAUCGCGUCGUUCCUGAGAAGCCAAUUGACUGUGACUUGGACUCCCAAGAGAUCGACCUCUCGCACGUCAGUCACAUCAAACUGCGCUUUUUACGAAGAAACACGUCGAAUUCCUAAAGGAGUGGUGCCAUGCAUGUAUACAUUUUUGCCAUAGUCGCUAAGUGCACAUUUCGGAAAGUAGACAAUUAAUUUCGACACCUCUCAGAAGUAUCUUCCUGCCUGGGCUCACAGUACAAGGGUUGCGCUUCCUAGUAGUCGUUUGUUUGCUGGUCCAACUUCAAGGG
Dermacentor andersoni is the source of this 1574-nucleotide messenger RNA. RefSeq names its product cytochrome P450 2U1-like. Gene Ontology annotation, biological process: xenobiotic metabolic process. Gene Ontology annotation, cellular component: cytoplasm; intracellular membrane-bounded organelle. Gene Ontology annotation, molecular function: heme binding; oxidoreductase activity, acting on paired donors, with incorporation or reduction of molecular oxygen, reduced flavin or flavoprotein as one donor, and incorporation of one atom of oxygen; iron ion binding. The record is from RefSeq and is a predicted model, not a curated record. Lineage: Eukaryota; Metazoa; Arthropoda; Arachnida; Ixodida; Ixodidae.